AUGUAUAUAUAUAUAUAUAAAUUUCCUUUAGUUUUGUCUGAAACUCAAUCAAAUACAUCAUCACGUCGUACUAGUUCAAUUAGUUCUCAUAUGGCAUCUACUAAUGCACGAUUACGACGUACUAGUAUUGUUACUGGACGACAAUCAUCAAUUAUUGAUACAAAUGAAAGUAAACAACCUAAACAGCAAACACCAGUUAAAGUACUUGUUGUUAAUGGCAAAUGUUCUGAAAUAUUUAAAUCAACAUUAGAAGAUUGUGUUGAAGAAUGUAUAUUAGAAUUCGCAGGUGAAAAUUCAAUUUAUGUACCAAAAUCAGGACAAACUAAACAAAUAUCAACUAGUAAUAAACAAACAAUUUCUUCGAAAGAACCAAGUUCUAAUGUAUAUCAAUCAACAAAAUCAAAUCGUCGAAGAAGUUCAGUUACUCAAUUUAAUUUACCACAAAUUGGAGGAAUGCGUACUAGUCAAACUAGUAAUUUUUCAUUAUCUAAUACGGCUCUAACAAUAACAUCUGCAUCACGCAUACGUCAUUCAAUAGUUCAACCAAAAUUUUCUCUUGCCGAAAAUAUUUCUGAAGAAGCUAUUGACGUUCAAACAACAAUUGAACAAAUACAAAAUCCUUUAACAACUGAACCAGACUCUGAACAUCCACAUAUAUCUCAAGAAGAAUCAGUAACUCGUCAAUCAAAUAAUGAUACAUCAUCUCAGUCACUUUCAAAUUCUCAACGAAAACCUCCAUCAACUCCAACUCAUUUACUGUAUCGUGAUCGUCAAAAGGAUUAUCGUUUAUCUGAUUUAGUGAUGUUGGGACCUGAAUAUUUUGCUCAUAUAUUUAAUCUUCCGCGUACAUCACGCUAUGCUACACAAACAUCAAUUAGACAACGUUCUAGUACUCAACAAGGGCGCAAUAAACCAUCUGAUAAAUAUAGUGAACUUGAUCGAAUAAAACAAGAUCUAUUUCAUCGAUAUUUAUGGACACAAAAACCGCAAGUAUCAUGUCGUAUUCGUCCUAUAUCUACCUAUACACGUAGUACAACAUUUGUCAUUUAA
This is a messenger RNA of Rotaria sp. Silwood1, 1050 nucleotides long. Lineage: Eukaryota; Metazoa; Rotifera; Eurotatoria; Philodinida; Philodinidae. The record is from the annotation of a GenBank genome assembly.